AUGGUAAUACUAAUAGACAUUCAGAUGAUGACCAGACAAUUUGGGCCUAAACGAAAGCCUGAGUGGGAGGAAAAUGUACAAAAGCUAAAUUCCGCUUUUAAACGUAUCCUUUCUGAAAAAUGGGCUAUAAAUGCGCCCUGCAGAGGAAGUCACCAAGGCACCAGUCGGCCCGGUAAUGGCCUCGGUAGCAUGAAGUCCGUCGCACAUGAGCCUCAUCCUCGAGCCAUGGUGUCUGCUCAACAUCCUCUCAUUCUGACGAGUCUGAAUGGAAUACAAAAAGGACUAAUCCAAAACCUUAAUCCUUCCGGGACAGGGAACACUCUGCAGAUUCCUGAGUUCGGCCGUUCUAGUGCAACCUUACCUUCUGAUCGGAUUGACAUGACGAACAGACCAGUCGAAGAUGGGCUCGUGAACCGGUACAUACCUCCCUUAUACACAUACAAACACGCAUACACAAUUGCCAAUAAUGCCAUCGGACAAGAGUGUGGGAUUCUUCCUGGCCGGUAUCAGAGAUCUGAUGAGGUAGUGGACCAACAUCGCCAACUUGCAUCUGCUUACGCCUGCCCAGUCCGCACCCGAACCUGGUUGGUGCUAUCUCAGGUGCUAAGUCUGGCGAUGCCAGCGAAGAGUCAGGGAAUGCUCUCAUUCAAGGAUCCGUGGAUAGAAGACGUCAUGACGACAAUCACAGCGAAAGAAGAGGAUACAGCAAAGCCAAAAUUCACACCAUCUUGA
Molecule: messenger RNA, 732 nt
Organism: Protopolystoma xenopodis
Lineage: Eukaryota; Metazoa; Platyhelminthes; Monogenea; Polystomatidea; Polystomatidae
Source: the annotation of a GenBank genome assembly